CUGGCCGAGGUGUUCCGGAACGUCCCUGUGUCUCCAGAAUCCUGCCUGUCCCUGGAGAGCCCCCCCCUCCUGGCCCUCCCUUCCUGCCAGAGACCCCAGCCUCAGCUCCAGUGGGGGUGCUGGGGUCCCGACGUCACAGAGCUGCUGCCGGGUCCCGGGGACCAGGAGCCGGGCCCCAUCUUCCCGCUCAGCGUGGUGAGCCCGGGCCUGAGCCCUGGCCUGAGGCUGGGCGGCUGCCCUGAACUUUGGCACGAGGAUCUGGAAGGGCCGCAGCUGGGCAUCUUCUAACGACUUUGCUGCCCCUGGGCAGCCCCAUCGGCCCGCGGCGUGGACGCCUUCCCUUCCUCCUUGUUUGCUUCCCCGGGGCCUUUUGAGCUCUCUGGUAGCUACUCGUUUUUGUGAAGGAUGGAUGCCUCAGUGCCAACAGACGGACAGAUGAACGGCGGGGCCCUCCUUGGCUGAAGGGGGGGGCAAGAGCACCCUCCACUGCCUGGCACCCCCGUGCUCUGACCUGACCCCAAAGGCAGCCAGGCUGGAAAAGGGGGGAGGGGGCGGGGCCAGGCCUGGGCUCCCCACCCUUGGUCACUGCAGUUCAGAAUCCUGUGGUUUAUUUUGUAAUUGUUUUAAAG
Molecule: messenger RNA, 629 nt
Organism: Dipodomys ordii (Ord's kangaroo rat)
Lineage: Eukaryota; Metazoa; Chordata; Mammalia; Rodentia; Heteromyidae
Gene: Mesp2
Product: mesoderm posterior bHLH transcription factor 2
Exons: 2
Source: RefSeq, a predicted model, not a curated record